UUCAGAAAGCCCAUGAUACUGCCUUAGUAAUGUGGUCUUUUAUAUUGUGCAUGAUAAUGCGUUCUACAUUUCAUUUGGUGUGGCUGUUGAAUGGUUUAGUUGUGAUAUCAGAUGCCCAGACAGUGAAUCUUGGAGUCUGUUCAAAUGAAGGCGAACCUCUACAAUGCUGUCGUAAUUACAAACUACGUGGUGAUUCAUGUGAAGAAUGUUGGCCAGGCACCUUUGGCAUAGACUGUAAGGAGGACUGUCCUGACGGGUUCUAUGGACGUUUAUGUGCAGAAGUCUGUAAUUGUUCUUCAUGUGACAAGGUCUCUGGGUGUCAUUCUUCAACUGAGACUGAUAAGGAUAUCAAUUUUAUUUCAGAGAAUUCCAAUAAUGAAAGCGUUAUCAUUGGUUCAUCAUUGGCAGGAAGUCUUACUUUCAUAAUAGUUAUCGUCAUUUACUGCAAAAAGAGCAGAAACAGAACCUUAAUGACUCCAGAUUCAUUGAUUCAAAAAGGCGGAUUACAAGUCAGUACGAUACCAUUGAAUAGAUUUCCUCAACUCUGUCCAUCGUCCAGUAACGCAGCUGAUAAUGGUGAUCCAGAAUCAACAUUUCACGGCGGGAAGUUUGAACCGUUAGAACCUCAAAUGUGUUGUCAGCAAAAUGAUUUUACCGAUAAUUCGAUAAAUUCAAAAGAGACUAGUCAUGUUAAGCUGUCGUCUUCAGACAGUGUAUACAGUCAUAUGAAGAUGGAAGUCGAUCAUUACCACAAAUUAGAUAUGUCAUUCGACAAUAGUCAGGAAACUGAUGAAGACCUCUACUCUCCACACAGUUCAAACAGUUGUUGCAAUAAUACAGACUCGGGGUGUUCAUCGAAAAACAACGAAAAUGGAUCUUUAUCAUCCGUAAAGCAGUGCAGCGAGACUCUAAACAAAACUUCACAAACAGCAGAUAUAUUUGAAACCCAUGACAUCCGAGAAACAGGAAAUUUUAAAACUGGUAUGACGAAGAAAAAUGGAAUUUCAUCAGUAAAGAUGAAGAUAGAAGCAAUGCACUUAGAAGAAUUGUCAAGAAAACUGCGUAACUUUAAACAGUACCCUGAAGAAAUCGAAUUCAAUGAUUUGGUGUAGUUUAAAGUUGCAUUCAUUUGCAAAGAACCUCAUACAAACAGAAAAAUACUAAAAAAAAACCAGAUGAACCUUAUCCGGACAAAUACUGAGCUGCUGAUGAACAUCAUACAGAAAAUACUGAAAUAUCGAGAUAUUGACGAACAUUUUACAAAAAAAUACUGAGAUACCGUCUUUUGUCCUUCCACGGAGAUUGCAGACAUCAAGAAAUUAAGAUAUUGAAAGAUUCCAAUUUAGAAUUUUGAAUUAGCAAUGACAAAAUUUCACAUUUUAAAAUGGUUUGAUUUAUAUUGGAUCAUUGCAUAAAGCGCUGUUUUCGUAUGUAUGCAGCUAGGGACACCUGGCGCGCUGGAUUUAUGGGUUAUGCGUUCGUGAAUAUACUACAUAGUUUUACAUUUCUCCGUAUAUUUCCUAUUUAUCUACAUCGCAAACAUAUUGUUUUUCUUUUAUUUCACAAUAACACUAAUAAUAUUAUAUUCCCCGACACGUCACUGCGAAUCAAAGAUGAAGUAAAGCACAAACUUGCAAAGCAAAAUUCCUAUUUAACUGCCAGUCCUAAGGUGCCGGGUGCAAUGAUUAUGUCAAGAUAGCGGCUUCCACAGUUCAAAAGAACGGUGUUGUAUCAGUUCAGAGUUUUACUUUUACCGAUCGUUUUGGUUCAGUGGUCAAAUCGUUCGCAUCGUGAAGAAAAUCAGUGAUUAAUCGCUUGUAUUCACCAAAGGUGACUUUAGAAGUGAGAGUCAUGGAUCUUUAAAUGAGACUUUACAAACCGAGGUACCAUGUUUCGCUUGGCGUUGACAAAAUAAAAUCAACCAAUGCUAGUGGUCUGAGCACCAUGUGUAGGUCUAAAUUUGUGACACUUCAUUUGCAGCUGAUGGCAUCCCAAUUCUAGGGGAAAAUACAAAGAAACGAACAUUUAAAAAGCAUAUUUCUUUUAUUUGUAAACUAACAGGAAACAGAUGUGCAGAUAUAUCUUCACAACACGCUUGUGCUAUUAGUAUAUAUUUUCAAAUUGCAUUGCUUGACAUUCUUACGUUUCCUGAAAAUUGUUUAUACUUUCCAGUUUUUAUUCAUAGCACAACAAUACAAAAAUUAGUCUGGAAAUAAAGUUCACAGUUACAGAAAUGAU
Molecule: messenger RNA, 2238 nt
Organism: Ostrea edulis (European flat oyster)
Lineage: Eukaryota; Metazoa; Mollusca; Bivalvia; Ostreida; Ostreidae
Exons: 6
Coding region: 30-1112 (360 amino acids)
Source: RefSeq, a predicted model, not a curated record